GUGAUAAUAGUUGUGUUUACAGUUCACUGUCAAGUCAAAGCUUUCGUGAAAUUCUUGUGGAAAGGAAAACUUGUUGAACUUUCGAAACUUAAAUUGUCCAAUUACUCUCGAGCAGGAACUUAUUCUUUUAAAAAUGCUCUACGCUGAUUAAAAAUUGUGCUGUAUUAUGUGAUACUUUAUACAUAGCCAAACGAAUGAUAUCGUCGGCCAUAUUACAUUCUCAUCCAUUCAUUUGUUUCUUUAUGGGACACUCAUCAUCAAUUAGUGUUAAUUAUUGAAACAUAUCGUGCGAUGUCUAUCCAGAACUUAUUCCACAGAUUUUUCUUCAUUUUCACUUAACUAUGGACUUUUCCUCGGAGUGAGUACCUUGUCAGUCAUGGCAUGCUGGAUGCCCCAACUGUGUCGCAUAUGAUAAGUAUUAAUUUCUGCUCUUAAAACUUAAUUCUCAAUUCUGUUGUUUGCUUUCUGGGAGUUCAGAAAAACUAAUGAACUCUAAACAGCCGAAAAUGCCUGCCUUGAAGGAUGCCAACAUCGUCAAAAUCGCGGUUGAAAUGGACGACCAAGUCCCUCAACUGAUCGAAUUCAAUCAGAAACAACCUCUGGCUGCAACAAUUUUGGAGUUGUGUAAUGCUUGGGAUCUUCCAGAUGCGAGUUUGUAUGCUCUUCAGUUUUCGGAAAAUAAUUAUCAAAAUUAUAUAACGGAGAAAAAUCGGAACGAAAUCAAGAACGGCUCAGUUCUCAAAUUGACUUUCUCUCCAUCCAAGACAGCGCAUGAUAUUCUCCACAAGCUCAACACGGGGACCAAUGAAGAGAAAGUUCAAGCUUUGCAGAAAUUAUCAAAACUGAGCAUUGAUACUACCUUUGCUCACGAAUUCAUAUCGAAACAAGGUUUACAGUUGAUCGUCAGCAUGAUCGAAGGCGGCAAGUGCAAAGGCGCAGUUCUUGCGUAUUCUCUAGUCUCUUUUGUCGAGUUAAUGUACCAUGGGAUAGUAUUUUGGGACAUUUUAGAGUGCCCUUUCAUUCAGACUGUGGCCAGUUACGUUAACAACCAGUCAGCGGAUGCUCAAGAUCAUAAAAUUGUUCAAGCCUCUUUGUCCAUCCUGGAAAGCAUAGUUUUGAACGGCAAUGCAAAGAAAUAUGAGCUAGUUGAAAAGGAAGUUACUUUCCCUAAUUUAGUAGCUCACCUACACAAUUCAAAUCCAGUUGUUCAGCAGAAUGCAAUGGCUUUGAUUAAUGCCCUGUUCCUGAAAGCGGAUUUGGCCAAGCGGAGAGCAGUUUCAGCGACACUGUGCUCAAAACAAGUUCGGAAUAUCAUUCUCAGCAACAUUAUCCAGCCCUCAACUGAACAGAUUGGCGCUGAGAUGGCACAUCAGUUAUAUGUAUUACAAACGCUUUCAUUGAGUCUACUAGAACAAAGAAUGAACUCAAAAAUGGACCCUCAGGAUCAAGAUGCUCAUGAAAAAAUUAAGGAGCUGAGAAAAAUUGCGUUUGAAACGGACAGUAAUGCAGGCAAUGACUCUGCUGUUCGAAGACAACUGGGAGUUUUUGCCAAAGAUUACAAAAAACUAGGGUUUAAGUGUGAUAUCAAUCCAGCGCAAGAUUUUAUGGAAACGCCCCCAGGCAUGCUGGCUCUUGACUGCAUGGUGUACUUUGCGCGCACCCACACAGAAAGUUACACAAAGGUUGUCCUAGAAAACUCGUGCCGAGCAGAUGAGCAUGAAUGUCCUUUUGGACGAACUUCAGUUGAACUGGUCAGAUUGCUUUGCGAGAUCCUUCGAAUCGGAGAACAGCCUUCGGAACAAGCCACAACGUUCCACCCUAUGUUCUUCACUCAUGACCAUCCUUUCUACGAGUUUUACUGUAUAUGCAUUGUGCUUCUGAAUAAAACAUGGAAAGAGAUGCGUGCUACUAUAGAAGAUUUUGUAAAGGUGUUCAGUGUAGUUAGAGAGCAAAUCACGCGAGCUUUAGCAUGCCAGCCUACCAGCAUGGAGAAAUUCAAAGCCAAACUACAGUUAUUGACUUACUCAGAAAUCACAAAUCUUUGGCAGCAGGAGAGAACAACGCGCGAGGAAUGGGAAAGCCACGCUCAGCCGAUAGUAGAGCUUAAAGAAAUAAUCAUGCCUGAAAUCCUGGAUCUUAUCCAGAGAAACAGGAUAGGUUAUUUAGUCGAGGGAACUAGGUUUACUAAAUAUUCCCCCCGCGGACAGCGUGUCAAAGAUAAGUUUUGGUACGUGUGCCUGUCACCUAAUCACAAGGUGUUCCAUUAUGGUGACUGUGAUGAGAAAAGUGUUCCAACGAUAGAAGAAUUACCCAACAAACUAGAUGUGGUUGAUAUCAAGGCCCUUAUAACUGGGAAGGAUUGCCCUCACAUGAGGGAUAAAGGGCGCAAAACUACACCGCAACUUGCUUUUUCUUUAUCUCUGGAUUCGGUCGAAAUGACAACUCUAGACUUUGUUGCUCCUGACGACCAAGUAUAUGGAUAUUGGACUGAUGGCAUAAAUGCUCUUUUAGGUAAUAAAAUGACGAGUAAAGAAACGGAAAAUGACUUGGACACAUUAUUAUCCAUGGAAAUAAAGCUACGUUUACUAGAUGCGGAGGGGAUUAUUAUUCCUCAAGAGCCUCCGCCCGUACCCGCUGAUCCUCCCAACUAUGACUUUUGUCACGACAUGAAAUAAUUAAUUGGAUUCUUAGUUUGACCCAAAGCUAAGUGUAAAAAUAUUGUUUUUGAUCAGCAUGAGGUUCUACCUAAAUUGAAAGACAGUGUGCGGCAUGUUCCUUUCAAUCUUUUUCUGGUAAGCUCUCUAAUGCAGUCCUCCUUCUGUGUCAUGCCUACGAUUCAUUGUACAGUCCUCUUGCAAAGAAAUAAUGAAUGAUUGCCAACACAGGAGAAGAUAGGGAAGAAUAUUGUGUCUAUCAUUAGAGAAUAGUAUGGAUACACUGAAAAAGUACGGAUGUCGAAAGGUCCGUGCAGAAGUAUGGAGAACGUAUGGAUGUUUUUGCUUAAAAGUGAUUCAAAAUUUUUGCGAUAAACCUAGAGGUACCUUGGAGGUACGCGAUUUUUAUACAUAAUUUUUUUAUAUUACGUUCCUGCAAAUUCUCAGUUAGAUUCUGGGUUAUUCAGUUCAUUCCUUUACAAUUCUUACAUCUAACUCUGCUAAUCUGAAUGUGCUUAUCUUUUGCAAAAAUCUGUCCUUGCCAGUAUUCAAAAGGUUUGUCAAGGGAGAAAAAAAGCGUGAAAAAGGCAAGGAAAAAGCAAAGAUUUUAGGAAACCUUGGUAAAGAGGAAUUUUUGGGACGUAUAAAAAAGUAGGGAUUUUAGAAAAUACUUACCCAUAGGCACCCUGCAAGAACAGAUACGUCAAAGCGAUUUUCACGUCUCUGUUAAUAAAGUCUGUUUGCGUCUGAAAAUAAUGCGUUUCUGCACAUGAAUAUCGCUGCUUUUGUUUGUGGAACCAAAAUAAGCUUCAGCAUAGAAUAGGUACCCUCAUGAAUUUUUAUCAUAAUGUAUUAAAGCUGUUCACCCCUUACUGCGUUGCUUCGCUCUUCCAUUGGGUUCUAAUAAUCAAAAUUAAGUUUUACAGAUCCUCAACUUUCUUUUGAACAAAUAAUGUUUAAAGCUUUUAAAGUAUGUAUUGGUUUCAUCUGCAAUACUUUCCUUUCUAUGAAACAUUCCACAGUUGGCACUCUUCCUUCGUAGUGGAGUUCAAAGAAUUUUUUACAUUAUAAACCUCAUCUAGCCAACUUUUUGAUGAAUGUUUGGUUUGUUUAUUACAAUAGGUGACUGCCCAUGGGAGGCAGUCUUUUUAGCAGAGCAGUUUUUGACAAGUUGAGUCGAAAAAUUGGAAUCUGAGUCAACAGAAAACUUUCCAUAGUGUCCUAAAGAAUGAGAUGGAUGUGGGAAAUAAUUUUAGGGCCACUUAAGGGCACUAGGUUGCAUUUAAAUCCACUAAUUUUCUGUCCUUAAAAUGGCAGAAUACAAUUUUCAACUGCUUUUACUCGAAACUAUGUUUUUUGAACACCAUGAUCUACAAACCACUUUAACUUUGGUUUAAAUUUAGAUUUUUGGGUGUUUUAUGUCCCAAAAUUUUCAUAGACUCUCCUCUAUAAUCUGGUUUAGAUAACUCUGUUUUGAAUUUUUGUGGACUGAGGUUCUCUUUCCUGUGGACGGUCACAUUUGGA
This is a messenger RNA of Bemisia tabaci, 4178 nucleotides long. It is a transcript of the gene Ced-12, whose product is annotated as engulfment and cell motility Ced-12. The record is from RefSeq and is a predicted model, not a curated record. NCBI's taxonomy places the organism in Eukaryota, Metazoa, Arthropoda, Insecta, Hemiptera, Aleyrodidae. Gene Ontology annotation, biological process: cell motility; actin filament organization. Gene Ontology annotation, cellular component: plasma membrane.